AUGCGGUUCCUUUGUCUCCCAGGAGCAUUCAACAAUGCAAAGACAUUCGAGGCACAACUCAAACCAUUAUGCGAUAUCCUUGAAUCCGACGAAAGUGCCACUUUUCGCUUCGCAGAAGGAAACGUCCUCGUCGAAAUACCCAAUGAAUUUACAGGCUUCUUCGGACCACCACCAAACUAUGCAUUCUUCGACGUGAAUAACCGGGACGCCGUUCUCCAGCACAUCCGUCAUUUUCCGCGAGGUGAAACUCCCGAGAAUACUCUGCGCUCUAUCACAAAACAGUCCGUUUCUUCCUCAUUCGAGAGUGUCCGAUCGGCUCUCGACUACUUGAUUCAGCUGUUGGAUAAGGAACCGGAUAUAGACGGCGUUAUCGGAUAUUCCGAAGGUGCUCGUGUUGCUGCCUCGCUGAUCCUGGACGAACGGCAGAGACAGAAGGACUCGGGACGGACACCUCGCAUUAACUUUGCAAUCUUCAUUGGGGGAUGGCAGCCUGUUCAUCCUGUCUCCGGGACUGAUGUGUAUGCGGAUGAGACUGAAGAGAGGAUUGAGAUUCAUACGUGCCAUGUUCUUGGCAGUAAUGAUCCGUAUAUCAACGCAUCGCUGGCGCUGUAUAACCUUUGUGAUCAAGAUCGUGCGGAUCUAUUUGAUCAUGGGGCUGGACAUGUUCUUCCACGUGAGAAGGCGGCUUUGGAGGACCUCGCUGAUGUUGUUCGGAAUAUGAUCACGGAUGCGAAUGAGUGUGGUUGA
Aspergillus glaucus CBS 516.65 is the source of this 747-nucleotide messenger RNA. RefSeq lists its product as uncharacterized. The record is from RefSeq and is a predicted model, not a curated record. The coding region runs from base 1 to 747 and encodes 248 amino acids. The transcript is spliced from 3 exons. Lineage: Eukaryota; Fungi; Ascomycota; Eurotiomycetes; Eurotiales; Aspergillaceae. Gene Ontology annotation, cellular component: nucleus; cytoplasm.